AGCUCAGUUGAGCCGGGCUGAACCGAGCCGGGCAGAGCAGAGCCGGGCUGUGCAGGGAGGGACCGGGCUUAAACCAAGCCGAGCUGAACUGAGACGAACCGGACUGAGCCGAGCCGCGCUGCGCGGGCAGCAGGAAGGAAGGAGAAGAUCUCAUCAGAUCCAGGAUACAACUGGAACAACAACCUGCUGCAACCUGGCCGUGCGCUGAUGAAAAGUUGUUCUGGGUUUUGUAGUAGCCCCAGACUUUUGUACAAGGGGCUGAUGGAAACUCAUUGCUCCACACUGCUGGGGAGGAGAGAAGACACUCAAGCAAAAGGGUUCCUCUUGGUUCCUCAAGUUUUCCUCUCUCCUUGAUGGUCUUGCCUCCUGUGUCCUUGAACAGAGAGGCAGGUUUUGAAGUCAGCCUGGCCAGAGGAGCAGUUAUUUCUUCAGCUGAGAAAAACCUUUCCAUGCUGUCCACAACAGUGAUGAAAAGAGAAGCCCCUCUCAGAGACUGAACUUAUCUGUCAGGAGAAUACCAUUUACAGGACUUGUCAUGUCUCCCUUCCUGCGUAUUGGUUUGUCCAACUAUGACAGCGGCCCUUACCUGCCGUCCCAGGGGGAGGUGAUUAACCCCUACUGUGCUGUGAUGGUUAAAGAAGCCGUGGAGUCAGAGAAUGGCCAAGUGUACGUGCAGAAGAAGCCCACCAUGUACCCACCCUGGAACAGCACUUUUGAUGCCCACAUUAACAAUGGCCGGGUCAUGCACAUCGUGGUCAAGGAUAAAAGUGCUGAAAUGGUCUCAGAGACCACAGUGGAGCUCAAGGUGCUGGCAGAGAGGUGCAAAAAGAGCAAUGGGAAGACAGAGAUAUGGCUAGAACUGAAGCCUCAAGGGCGAAUGCUGAUGAAUGCAAGAUACUUCCUGGAAAUAAGUGAUGCGAAGGACCUGGCUGACUGUGAGACUGAAGGCUUCUUCUCCUUGCACCAGCGCAGGGGAGCCAUCAAGCAGGCCAAAAUCCACAACGUCAAGUGUCAUGAGUUUACAGCCACCUUCUUUCCACAACCCACCUUCUGCUCUGUGUGCCACGAGUUUGUGUGGGGUCUGAAUAAACAAGGCUAUCAAUGCAGACAAUGUAACGCUGCCAUUCAUAAGAAGUGCAUUGACAAAGUAAUAGCCAAGUGUACAGGAUCAGCAAUCAAUAGCAGAGAAACAAUGUUCCACAAGGAGAGGUUCAAGAUAGACAUGCCCCACCGCUUCAAAGUCUACAACUACAAGAGCCCCACCUUCUGUGAGCACUGUGGCACCCUCCUCUGGGGCCUGGCACGGCAGGGGCUGAAGUGUGAUGAGUGUGGCAUGAACGUCCACCACAAGUGCCAGACAAAAGUAGCAAAUCUUUGUGGAGUGAACCAGAAAUUAAUGGCUGAAGCUCUGGCAAUGAUAGAGAGCACUCAGCAGGCUCGCUGCCAGCGUGACAGUGAACAGAUCUCCAGGGAUGGACCUCUGGAAAUCGGCUUCCCUGUCCCUGUGAAGGAUGUGACACCACUUCAGGCCUUGCCAGCAUCCACAAAAAAAGAGCCACAAGGCAUCUCCUGGGAGACUCCAGUGGAGGGCACAGUGAAGGGGGAGUCUCUCAUAGAGUCAGACUUGGGAGGACAGUCCCAGGAACAGCAGGAGCACCAAGUGCAGUUAAAACUGACCAUUGAAGAUUUUGUCCUGCACAAGAUGCUGGGGAAGGGCAGUUUUGGCAAGGUGUUCCUGGCCGAGCUGAAGAGCACAGACCAGUAUUUUGCUGUGAAAGCCCUGAAGAAGGACGUGGUGCUGAUGGAUGAUGAUGUUGAGUGUACGAUGGUGGAGAAGAGAGUCCUCUCCUUGGCUUGGGAGCAUCCAUUCCUCACUCAUGUCUUCUGCACGUUCCAGACCAAGGAAAACCUCUUUUUUGUGAUGGAAUACCUCAAUGGAGGAGACCUCAUGUUCCAUAUCCAGAGCUGCCAUAAGUUCGACCUUCCCAGAGCAACGUUUUAUGCUGCUGAAAUAAUUUGUGGGCUCCAGUUCCUCCAUUCCAAGGGCAUAAUAUACAGAGACUUGAAGCUGGACAAUGUCCUCCUGGACAAUGAGGGGCACAUCAAAAUUGCUGACUUUGGGAUGUGCAAGGAGAACAUGUUUGGAGAUGCAAAGACAAGCACUUUCUGUGGGACUCCUGACUACAUUGCCCCUGAGAUACUGCUGGGGCAGAAGUACAACACCUCCGUUGACUGGUGGUCCUUUGGUGUCCUCCUGUAUGAGAUGCUCAUUGGCCAAUCCCCUUUCCACGGCCAAGAUGAGGAGGAGCUUUUCCAGUCCAUCCGUAUGGAUAACCCCUUCUACCCUCGCUGGCUGAACAAGGAUGCAAAGGACAUUUUGGUGAAGCUUUUCGUAAGAGAGCCUGAGAGGAGACUGGGAGCAAGAGGGAACAUCCGCCAGCACGCCUUUUUCCAGGAAAUCAACUGGGAAGCUUUAGAAGAGAGAAAGAUGGAGCCUCCUUUCAAACCAAGAGUGAAAUCUCCAAGUGACUGUAGCAACUUCGACAAGGAAUUCCUAAAUGAAAAACCCAGACUGUCCUGUGCUGACAGAGCACUGAUUAACAGCAUGGACCAAAAUAUGUUCAGCAACUUCUCUUUUGUGAACCCUAAAAUGGAGAAAAUAUUUUCCUGAGAUCUGCCUUACUGAAGGAAUUCUCUGUAAUAAUUUGAGUAGCACUUUGUCAACUGAAGACUGUGCAUGGUUAUUUUUAUCAAGAACCCUCCAGAAAGAAAGCACCUCAGUGAAAGUUUGUACUGUGUCUGGAGGCUUCUGACUUAUUCCAGUCUAUAGCAGAAGCCAGCCCACUCCUCAGUGAUGAUAAAGUUUCUUUGUGGUAUCUUUUGGUCUCUCUUCUCUCUCUUCCCAAUGCUCUGAAAAUGUGGAGUUGCCAAAAUGUGUUCCUCACUACUUGUACACAGAGCCAACAGGUUUCUCUGUAAGGAAAAAUAAGUAUAUUUGAGCUUCUGGUGAUGUCAGUGCCUAUUUCUGCAACUCUGACCCAGACCCACCUUUUUCUGAAGGAAAAGUGGUUUGAUCAAGGCCUGAGGGUGUCGCAGGAGACUCAGGUUGGAUGCUUUGGUAACCCCCACUUGUACAUGUGCAGAAUUGUCAAAGUGUGCACAGCUUUGAAGAAGAAAUUUGCUCCCUACACCCUUUAAAAAUGCUGUUCACAGGUGUUAGGACUCAAUUUUUUUCCAUGGGAUGAAGAGACUUUUUUCAGGUGCCCAUUCCACCAUCUGCACCUCUCAAUGGAUUGCUACCAAUGGAAGUGCCAAGUUUGGUACAGAAAACCAGAGGUUUACACUUAGUGCCGCCUGAGCAGGAAGAAUGAGAGGUUGCACAAUGCUUUGAGAACCCUAUUCUAAAGCUUUAAGUGUCUUCUCACACACCAGACUCAGGGCAAGAUCUCCAUGGGGCUUUCUGGCAUUUUAACCUAAAACCACAUGAGAAAAAUGCAAUAUGUUUUCUCAAACCAUUGUUUAAGCAUUGUAAAAGUGGCCUUCCAGUCACAGAAUUGGGGUAUUUCACUUGAAAUUUCACUAAUGGGUCCUCCAAAGGCUGAUUUAACUUUCUCUAAAUGAUGUCCCAGCUCUAUGGCACAGGUCAAUGAGCUGCACACGAUGGUCACAGGGCAGGAGGCACAUCAGGUGAGGGUGGCCCUCACCGCCACCUUGUGACAUUUUGCUGUGUGUUCUAUCCCUUUGAAGUCUGUGGGAAUGUAGGUGGGUUUAAAAAAAAAGUCUUUCCUGUGAUCCUUUCAUCAUGGGAUCCUUUUAAAUAAAGAUGCACUGUUUCCUGAGGCUGGAGAUUUGUGAAACCACACAGUUACUGCUUGUCACUGAGAUAUCCAUGAAAAAUUGUCAAAAUCAUGUCAGAGCUUAAAAAGAAAAUUUUGUAACAAUUUAGGCUUAGGCAGUCACUCGAAUUGGUGUUCGGAUCUAUUCGAAGGUCAUACAUUUGAAGCUUUGUUGCAUCAACCUCCAGUCCAUGGAGAAGAAAAGCUCCAGAAGGUAAGUUAUCCCAAAAUCAGGUUCCCUUCAGAGGUGCCUUCCUAGUUCUGCUGGUUCAGGCUGUCAAUUUGGACCUCACAACAGGCUGAAUGCAGCCUUGCAAGCAGUCCUGGGAUAUCACUGGCAGUGACUGCAGGCACAGAAUCCAGGAGCAAGGCCUGAAGUGCCUGAAGUCAACAAGAAGAGCAGAACACACUGAGAAAGGUUUCAGUCCAGUGACUCUGAUGAAAUCCUUAUUUGUGCUCUAUGAAAUGCAGGAGGGGGCAUCUGUGCUUGCAGUUUGUGGAGCUGGUCAUCAUGUUUAAUUAGAACGGUUAACAUGAACUUUUUAAAUGCCAGUGCUGUUUGUACAGUUUAAUAAAAUGUUGUGUAUAAUUGGGAAAUGGGCAUUGAAGUGAUUAAAUAGGGACAAAGAAAAGAGAUGCUUAGAAAAGCCAUUAAAAUGACUCUGUGCUGUCUGGGGAACAUUCCCAUGGGGAAUUUCGACCCCUAAAUGCAUAGCAGCAGCAAGCACUUGAACAACUGUAACUACUCCACAAGGCAGUAUCUAAACCAAGCAUUUGGUGCUGUGCAAAGGUAUCCAGGAAGAGAGUGAAAUGUUCCUUUUUACUACCAGAAGGUGACACAGCUCUGAAUAGGGUCUGGUAUCUCAGAGGGGUUGCAGAGGAGAUGUGCAGAGGUCAUUAUUAAAAGAGAGUGACUUAGGACAUCUUCCUUUGACACCCGAAUGAGGCUGGGCCAGACAAGUCCUGUGAGGGCCUGAGUGUGUCCAUGACUCUGUUGGAGUCUGGCCAGUCUGAUCCAGACUAGAGACUGCAUUUCUAAGUGUUUGAAUACUGGCAGUAUCUCUGAAGGACUAUUAGGGAUGUUCUCUUUGCAGUGGCACAGCAGUUUGGUCUUGACACCAUUCAGGGACAGCCCAAGAGCAAAGACAAAGGAAGUAGGGUGCUGGUUCACCUCUCAUGGUUAAGUCACAGAAGAGAAGCAGGUUUUAACACCUCUCUGAUCAGAAGGAGGGCUCUCUGCACUCCAGCUGUAGUCCUACAGAACCACAAGUAAGUAUGACUUGUGAAGGAACUCGUUGAGUAACUGCUAGAGCAGGCACAGCAUUAGGAUUAGUGUGAAGCUUUUGAUACAAACCACAAGAAGCACCUGCUUCUCUGCAAGGCAUCUUCAGCUUGAAAACCCAAAAAACCCAUUGAGGAUGGGGGCAGGGAGAUGGGGGGAGGUGGGUACAAGCCACCACAAACAUGCUCACUGUACGUUCCAGCUGUGCCUGUGGGGUGUGAAGGGUGACGUGGAAGCAGCAAACGCUUUCCUGUGGUGACAGUGAUUGGGAGAUAACAGCCAGGGAGGGCUGAAAGCCAAACACCCAUGCAGAAAUGAGCAGCCCAGGUACCCAGAGAUGAUCCUUUGCCUUAGCUGAACCUGGCACCUCCAUUCCCAUCUUAUUUCUCUUUCUUUCUCUUCCCUCUGCCAUAAAAUGUUCAUUUUAUGGCAUAGUAGAUGGGGCUUGACAAGUUUGGUUAUUCGUUUGCUGAAGGCUCAGUCCUGUUCUGGAGCCCCAUGAGAUCACAGUACUACUGCAGGACCACGGUACCAGCAAAUAUCAGGGUUUGACUUCCAGCACCACCUGCUUCAACUCAAGUUUUGGGAGACCCCAGCACCCAAACGUUCCUUCCUCAGUCUUGCUGCCUCGCUUGAUGGAUGUAUGAAUUCCUACUUGUUAGCAUCCACCAAAUCAGGAUGAGUGGGAGACACCUGUAAAUGACAGCCCUGAUUUCAGCAUCUUCCUGCAAAGACUUCCAAGAGGAGGUGGGUUGCUCUCACAGCUCCUCAGCAUUCAGAGAAGACCAAGCUCUGUCCUGCACCCCACCAUGCUCCUUGCAGCCUGUGCUGAAAGACAACUUUGCCCAGCUGUUACAGGACACUCUUACAGUACAGAGGUGUCACCAAAAGUCCCUGUCUGACAACACAACCUUGAAGAGUGGGUCCUGG
Messenger RNA from Poecile atricapillus (Black-capped chickadee), 6048 nucleotides. RefSeq names its product protein kinase C theta type-like. Lineage: Eukaryota; Metazoa; Chordata; Aves; Passeriformes; Paridae. Bases 536 to 2671 code for a protein of 711 amino acids. Gene Ontology annotation, molecular function: ATP binding; diacylglycerol-dependent serine/threonine kinase activity. The transcript has 19 exons. Gene Ontology annotation, biological process: protein phosphorylation. The record is from RefSeq and is a predicted model, not a curated record.